ACUACGGGCAGAGAUAACGCUAUAUGUAGAACAUCUAGAUAUAAAUGAAACUUGGUUCAGUUCAUGUAAAUGUGGUAUGAUACUUGGACAAGUUCUUUAACGUAGAUAUAUAUUCAGUGUUAGAAGAAAUUGAAAACUGAAACAUAUAUAGUCAUUUAAAGUACAGGCGAAAUUUGGACGAACUUUCAACAAUUAUAGGAUUGGAAUUUUGACGACAUGGACUUUGCACCACUCCUAAGAGAUAUUCUGCCAGAAUAUGCAGACGACAGUUUUGGCACAAGCUUGUCAUCAGUCCAGGAAGCAGACGACAGCUUCAGCGCGAGCUUUGCAUCCCUACCGGAAGCAGAUGACAACGCAUUUCCGGACCCAGACGACAGUUUUAUGAGUCUUUUAGCGGAACACGAUGACUCGGAGAACUUCGGACUCUCGUUAAUCGAAAACAAUCAUGACCUGUUUGAUCUGAUGGCUCCUCUGAUGGACCCGACUCCGUUUUCACCGUUUCCAUGUGACGACAUCGAGGUACUUGGCGACACUUAUACGGAACUAAACCAACACCAAACGUUUGAAGACACUGAUCAAACUGAUCAAGCUUCCCCAUUGAGACAGCUUCUUCUUUCUAAGUCAAAGAUGCGGGAAUCUAGUGAAUUUGAAGACGAAACACAGAUUGAUUCACCGAAAAGUAGAAAAUCAAAGCGCUCGAAGUCACGAAGACAGGCGCGUGAACAAAAGACUCGCCGAGAUUCAUUAUUGAUGACGCGGGAGCCGGAAGUUAUACAGCAGGCAGAAAGUCCGAAAGAGAAGUUUAUAUCAAAGGCGUUAAAAUUUCCGCCAUGCGCAGUGUGCGGCGGAAAUGCUUCCGGUUUGCAUUAUGGGGUCAACAGCUGUGAAGCAUGUAAGGGCUUUUUCCGCAGGUAUAUUAUCAGAAACGAAGAAUAUAAAUGUAUAAAGGGAGGUAAUUGUAAAGUUGUGAAUAAAAAUCGCGAAAACUGUUCCGGAUGUCGGUUGAAAAAAUGUUUGGAUCUUGGAAUGUCAAAACAAAAUUCGAAACUAGGACGCUAUUCCCUCUCAAGAAGAACAGAGACCAUCAAGAAAGUUAAAAUAUUGGAAGGAAAGGUAAUCAACCAAAAGAAAGAAAAGACAGUUCCUGUUCCUGAAAACCCCUUCAAGUUUGACCACACGUACAGCGGUUUGGGUCAAUACAAGUCGUCUCCAGGACUAGAAGGGCUUGUCAGCGAGGACUGUUCGCCAGAUGCAAUUAUUGAAGACCUGGUGAACGCAAUGGAUAAUAUUCAACCGUAUGGCCCCACAAUCACGACACAGGACGAAAUUCAGACUAUUAUUGGUUAUCACCAACAACGAUACAAGUCAAAGCUAGAGGUUUAUGGAGAAAUGAAAGCAGUUCCGAGAGACGAGUACUACCAACUCCUUAAAGAUUACGGAAUUGACAUAGACGGGAGAAUUAAGGUGUUCAAAGAAUACGUCCUCAAAAUCAAACGAAUGUCUGAGCGAUAUUACAACUUUGCUUCACAAAUACCCGGGUUUACAAAGCUCGACUCUCAUGACCAAUCAAAUCUCCUAAAUGCUUCGAGGUGUGAUUUCUUCAUUACUUUAAUGCAUGAAGGCUACAGUGCCGAAUAUGACAUUCUUCUCGCGAGAAACGGCGUUGCAUACCACGUUGAAGAGCUAGCGGACAAAUGUUUCUCGCGAACACUUAUUAAAAUGAUUACCCAGGCAUACCACCGUAUUCAAAAGUUAGAGCUUACAAAAGAAGAAAAGGCUCUCCUCGUUGCGCUGACACUAGUUUUUACCGACAGAUGUCGAAUAGAAAAUCGAGAUCUUGUCGACAAAAUGCAGUAUCUCAUAUCGGAACUUAUCCGCUACCAAUUAGAGCGAACAUCAGGGCAAAACUCCUACAGCAGAUUUGCGAAGUUUACCGACUGUCUUGUGUAUCUAAGAGACGUAGCUGAACUUUACUGGCAGGAAUAUAGACAACUCUGCAAAGAUGACGUCAUUGUUGAACAUGUUCCGAUGGUGAAAGAGUUCCUAGCUGACGAAUGGUGAAAUAUCUUUGCUCAUUUGGGACAUUAGCCUCCUAGAUGACAGAGAUGACAGACGACUUUGCGUGAUACAAAAGCAGUUACGGACCCUUAAAAUGUGCUAUUGUGUAUGAUAUGGCAUUGCUACAAGAGAUGGCAUUAUUCAAUGAAGAAAAGUAUUAGUGUAUAUAGUUAUGUCUUUCAAGAUUUUCAAGAUCAUCUGAUCUUUUGUACCCGUGUAUAGCUUCAAUUGAAUGCAAAGACAUCGCAAAAGAGUAUUGGCCAUGGUAUUUUCACAGGGUCAAUUGUUUUAUAUAAUAGUCUGCUUUUGAAAAAAAAAUGAUACAUACAUGUUCAUCCAUUUCCCGCGUUUUUUUUAUUUGCUCAACGUAAAUAAUCAUAGAAGUUGCGUUUUAGCAACGUUACUCUUCUAAGAGAAGAAAUAGAGGAUAAUUAUUGUUGUUAUUAUUAUUAUAUGCCUAAACAGGAUUAAAAAUGACAGUUAAUUGCUGUUUAACAGAAAACGUGCCUAAUUGUAUUUGAACGUAACGUCAUUUCGAAAAUGACGUCGUUGAAAUAGUAUCUCACAGCCCUGUUCUCACUGAUGUUUUAUUUGGAAGUGAGAUCGGGCUUAAAUUUUAAACAAUGAAAAUAUCAAAUUGUUAUUUCAUUGUAUGCAACAGUGGGAUAUAACUAAUAUUUCACUGAUAAAUCUCUAUGAAUCACAUGUGCACAUAUAAUAAAAACUGAUGAUUUU
Molecule: messenger RNA, 2793 nt
Organism: Mya arenaria
Lineage: Eukaryota; Metazoa; Mollusca; Bivalvia; Myida; Myidae
Product: vitamin D3 receptor B-like
Exons: 2
Coding region: 217-2061 (614 amino acids)
Biological process (GO): regulation of DNA-templated transcription
Molecular function (GO): sequence-specific DNA binding; DNA-binding transcription factor activity; zinc ion binding
Source: RefSeq, a predicted model, not a curated record